Molecule: messenger RNA, 3335 nt
Organism: Fundulus heteroclitus (mummichog)
Lineage: Eukaryota; Metazoa; Chordata; Actinopteri; Cyprinodontiformes; Fundulidae
Product: nuclear receptor subfamily 6 group A member 1-A
Exons: 11
Coding region: 197-1675 (492 amino acids)
Biological process (GO): regulation of DNA-templated transcription
Molecular function (GO): DNA-binding transcription factor activity; zinc ion binding; sequence-specific DNA binding
Source: RefSeq, a predicted model, not a curated record
GCUGAUUGGGAACAGUUCGCCGAGAGGCAUGGGACCGAGGUCCGAGCCCUGAUGACACGGCGAAGCUGAGGCCAGCAGCCUGCUCCACCUCAGAGCGACAGCAGCAUUACUGUCAAGCCGCCAGCCACCAUCAUCCCCUGCUGCGCGGCGGAGAGGGGCCACCCUGGGCUGACUCCGCAUCAGCCCGUGCUGGAGGAUGGAGAUAGAGAAGGGCACGGAUGGGUUCGACUACCCGGAGAGAAACAACGCCAAGUCGGUGAACGGUUUUUAUGGUGACCGUCCCCUGGAGGCAGAACCCAACGACAGCAUGGAUGCAAUCAAUGACAGUAAUCUAGAUGAUGCAUCUGACCAGCGUACUUGCCUUAUUUGUGGAGAUCGCGCCACAGGCCUGCACUAUGGCAUCAUUUCCUGCGAAGGCUGCAAAGGCUUCUUCAAGCGCAGCAUCUGCAACAAGCGGGUGUACCGCUGCAGCCGGGACAAGAACUGCGAGAUGUCCCGCAAGCAGCGCAACCGCUGCCAGUAUUGCCGUCUGCUCAAGUGUCUGCAGAUGGGGAUGAACCGCAAAGCAAUCAGGGAGGAUGGCAUGCCGGGAGGGAGGAACAAAAGCAUCGGGCCUGUGCAGAUCACAGAGGAGGAGAUAGAGCGAAUUAUGACGGGGCAGGAGUUCAAGGAGGACGCCCCGGAGCACACCUGGGGCAACAACGGUGACAGCGACCACAGCUCCCCCAGCAACGGAGCCUCGGAGGGCAACCAGCCGUCGCCCGCCUCCACUUUGUCGUCCAACCGAUCCGUGGAGAUGAAUGGCUACACGGCAGCCCUCAGGGACCAGUACAUCAACACCUCCAUGUCCACACACUACCAGCUCCUGCCUCACCUUUUCAGCUAUGCAGCUCAGUCAGGCCUGCUGACCCCACAGCCCCGCAGCCUGUACCCACAAUCCCAUCCUCUGGUGCUGCAGCUGGUGGCUGCUGAGGACCUGUCCCCCCUCACCACCCCUAUGCUCAUAGAAGACGGGUACAAGGUAACACAAGUGGAGCUGUUUGCCCUGCUGUGUCGCCUGGCAGAUGAGCUGCUCUUCCGACAGAUCUCCUGGAUCAAGAAGCUGCCGUUCUUCUGCGAGCUCUCCAUAGAGGACUACACCUGUCUGCUCAGCUCCACCUGGCAGGAGCUGAUCCUGCUCUCCUGCCUCACCAUCUACAGCGCCCAGAUCUUUGGAGACCUGGCCGACGUCACCGCCAAGUACACCCCGUCUGAUGACGAGCUGCAGGGCUUCAGUGAAGAUGGGAUGGAAGUGAUGGAGAGGUUGAUAUAUUUGUUUCGCAAGUUCCACCAGUUGAAGAUCAGCAACGAGGAGUACGCCUGUAUGAAGGCCAUCAACUUCCUCAACCAAGAUAUCAGAGGACUGUCCAACACCUCCCAGCUCGAGCAGCUGAACAAGCGCUACUGGUACGUCUGCCAGGACUACACCGAGUACAAGUACCCGCACCAGCCCAAACGCUUUCCUGAGAUCAUGAUGUGUCUGCCCGAGAUCCGCUGCAUCGCAGGGAAGCUGGUGAAUGUCCCCCUGGAGCAGCUCCCGCUCCUGUUCAAAGCAGUCUUGCACUCCUGCAAAUCCAGCCUGACCAGCUACAGGACCGGCCCGUCCCCCUGCGUGACUGGGUCCUCUGGAAACUAACCUAUCCCGACCGCGCGAGCCUAGGGACCGGUCUCCCCUCCUGUGAAUGUGACAAGCAGCUAGUUCUUUUUUUUCUUGUAAUAUUUUUCUUUAUAUAUUUAUUACACGACAGAGCUGAAUGUAUGCUGAUUUACACUGUGCACAUCUUCUGUACAAAACAAAUGCUCAAAGAUGCAUUGGUCUUUGGAGUUUACAAGUGUAUAUCCAGUUUGCUCAAUGUGUCGGCGUUGCCAUUGUUAGACUAGACUUUAAAAGAGCUUAUUUUAUUCAGACAGGGCAGCAAGACACAUUUGUGAUUUGUGACUACCUCAGGAAGAUGUUGUUGCUAUUUUCAGGUACCUUUUCUUGCUUUGAAAUGAAGAGUCGCCCGGUCUAAAAUCAAACCUGUGGAUGCUUUGACAUCUCAAUCAGAGACUGAAUGUUACAAUGAGCUGCAGAAAUCGGAGUUUAAAAACGUCGGUGUUUAGUGGCACCGAAAAUGCAAAACCCAUUAGCAGAAAUUUAGCUACUUUCUAUGCAUGGACUCUCAGAUAUCCCGUAUAUGGGAGGCAGUCCUGUCCAUGUAACAUUCCAUGAGUUAAGUUGGCCGUUGUUGGAUCUGUGGGAUCACUGAAAAAGGAGCAUACGGGUAUUUUUUACAAUCAUAGACUAGGGAUGUAAGGCUUUAUUGCAGGGGAAGGGGAGGGUAACUAGGUUUGCUGUUUUUGUUUCUUUUGCUUUCUAUUCUAGACCAAAGUAUUAUGCAAUGCUUUCUUCAAGCACCCACUAAUGGGUAUGAGCUGUUAGCUCCACAAAGAAAAAGUAUAUGUAAAGGAGAUUUUUCUUAUCAAUGAAGGAUCAGGAUAAGAAACUAAUCAAUAUAACCAGAGGAGAGACUCUCAGCUGGACAGACAUGUAGGUCACCUAAAUUCCACCUUAAUGCUGCUGAUCAGACGCUUGGUUUGCUGCCACUCUUGUGGCUCUGGGCCUUGGUGGACUGUCCCCUCCAGCGUCAAAGGUUUCAACACUCUUAAACAAUAUCGCCCAUGUGUGGAAAGCUUCUGAGUGUUCUCGCUUCCUCUCGCCAGCUGAUGUCUUAUGAUCUUUUAUUUGGGAACGACAACAACGUUCCAUCUGUGAGGCUCAAAUUGGCUUCAUUCUCUUUUUGUUGUGAUCAGAAACCUGAACCCAUACAAUCAGUCAAAUCUGUGGGUCUCAAUGCAUCCGUUCGUUCAAACACUGCAGCAACAUGUUCUUGUACCAGACGUUGGGAAGGACAGAUUCUACAACUGAUUCAAUAAGCUACAAAUGAGCAAAUCAAAAUUAGCCCUGCUACUGCAGCUAUUGGGACUUUUUUGAAUCUGAAGAGGCUGACCGUUCCACAGGGCUGGCUCAGAGUGAAUUCAGUGUGAUUGAGGCCCAUGUCUUAAAGAACCGCGGCUUAAUGAUGGAAUUUAGGUGAUCUGUGUCUGGGUGACCCUCUGGGACAGAUAUGCACAUUGUUUUAAAAAGAAUAGCCAUAGAAAAUGGUCUUUAUUUUUUAAAUAUGAGAUGAUCAUUUCAAACCGCUUGAAUAUUCCUCGUGGACUCUUCGAGGUUUUAGCUGUUUCAGGAUAUUCAAACAAUUAGAAGCGCAGGAAAAAUACUGUUCUUGCAGCGACUGUUUUUUUUUUUUCUUUUU